Ixodes scapularis (black-legged tick) is the source of this 228-nucleotide messenger RNA. RefSeq lists its product as uncharacterized. The record is from RefSeq and is a predicted model, not a curated record. The transcript has 3 exons. Bases 1 to 228 code for a protein of 75 amino acids. Lineage: Eukaryota; Metazoa; Arthropoda; Arachnida; Ixodida; Ixodidae.
AUGGGCGGUUGCUUCGUACCUGGCUGCAACCAUCGAAGUGAGAGAGAUUCCUGCAAGUUCUUCAGUGGUGGGGACGCCAUAUUGAGAGCAGACAGAGAGCCAGGAACAUACUCUCGUAUAUGCAGUUGCCAUUUCAAGGACGGAAAGAAGAGCAAUGUGCCUACGAUUUUCCCUUGGAAUGAGAAAAAACGUUUCCAGUUUCCAGACAUAAAAAGCGGGAGGAGGUGA